This is a messenger RNA of Candoia aspera, 3279 nucleotides long. It is a transcript of the gene PLA2G15, whose product is annotated as phospholipase A2 group XV. Gene Ontology annotation, cellular component: lysosome. The record is from RefSeq and is a predicted model, not a curated record. NCBI's taxonomy places the organism in Eukaryota, Metazoa, Chordata, Lepidosauria, Squamata, Candoiidae. The transcript is spliced from 7 exons. Gene Ontology annotation, biological process: phosphatidylcholine metabolic process; ceramide metabolic process. The coding region runs from base 1 to 1725 and encodes 574 amino acids.
AUGAUCCCGAACCAGAGUACCACCAGGGUUGGUGGGAAAUGUGGCCAGACCGUCUGGAAGAUGUGUACUCAAGGAGAUUUCUUUGUUGAUCGAGGUGAUCGAUUGAGCCUCGGCGGUAACGCAGAAGGCAAAGAGACCCAGAUUUGCCCUCCUCCCUUAUCGGGGCUUUUCAUCGAUGCAUCCACUCGCAACUCGCCAAUCUUGGAUGGCUUCCAGGAGCAGGAGGAGGCGCGCGAGGCGGGGCGGAGCGGAGCGGGGCUGGUCCGGAACGCCUCCUUUCCUUCUCAUUGGCUGCGGGGAAGCCGGGGAGCAGCGGAUUGGCUGGAGGCUCCCCUUUUAGGGGCGGCCCGCCUUCUUCAGACACGCUCCGCCUCAUUUCGGCUUCGGAAGGUGGCGUGGGGGGAGUGCUGUCGUUCUCCCGUUGCUGCUGCGGUCGCCGGCGGGGCGUGUGUUGAGGAGAUGGGGCUGCUGCCGCCGCCGCCCGGCUCGCGGUUCUUCCCGGCCGCCCCGCUGGCCCUCCUCGCGCUGCUCCUGCUCUGCUCCCGGCCGCCCGCCGUGGCUCCGGGGCCCCCGCGGGGCAGGAGCCGCGCCCCGGGGCCCCCCAUCGUGCUGGUGCCAGGAGAUUUGGGAAACCAGCUAGAAGCCAAGUUGGACAAACCAUCUGUGGUGCACUAUCUCUGCUCUAAGAAGACAGAAAGUUACUUUACGUUGUGGCUGAAUUUAGAAUUGUUGCUUCCAGUUAUCAUUGACUGCUGGAUAGAUAAUAUCAGGCUAGUGUACAAUCGAACUAGUGGAUCUACUGGUCCCCCGGACGGGGUUGAUAUCAAAGUCCCUGGAUUUGGGCAGACCUUUUCAUUGGAAUUCCUUGAUCCUAGUAAAAGAAGUGUUGGCACGUACUUCUACACGCUGGUGCAGAAACUGGUAGACUUGGGCUAUCAGCGAGAUGAAAAUAUUAGAGGUGCACCCUAUGACUGGCGGAAGGCACCAAAUGAGAACGGAGACUAUUUUGUGGCUCUCCAGAAGCUGAUCGAGAUCAUGUAUGAAGAGUAUGGCGAACCGGUGGUCUUAAUCGCCCACAGCAUGGGGAAUAUGUAUUGUCUGUAUUUCCUCAGCCGUCAGCCACAGGAGUGGAAAGACAGAUAUAUCAGGGACUUUGUGUCCUUAGGAGCUCCUUGGGGAGGCGUAGCUAAAGCUUUCCGAGUGCUGGCAUCAGGUGACAACAACCGGAUUCCCGUUAUCAGCUCCUUUAAGAUCAGGGACCAGCAAAGAUCUGCGGUUUCCACCAGCUGGUUGCUGCCCUACAAUUACUCAUGGUCUCCAGAUAAGAUCUUUGUCAGCACCCCAGCUGCAAACUACACCAUUCGGGAUUUCCAGAAGUUCUAUGUGGACAUUGGUUUUGAGAAUGGCUGGCUCAUGAGAAAAGAUACCGAAGCUUUGGUUUACAGCAUGACUCCCCCAGGGGUGCGCACACACUGUCUUUAUGGCACCGGGAUAAAUACCCCAGACUCAUUUUUCUACGACCGGCUGCCAGACAAGGAGCCCACGAUCUUCUACGGGAACGGGGAUGGAACAGUGAACUUAGAAAGUGCCUUGCAGUGCCAGAAGUGGGUGGGUCAGCAGAAACAAGAGGUGAUUCUUUAUGAGCUUCCAGGAAGUGAGCAUAUUGAAAUGCUGUAUCAUAGCCUAACCUUAUCCUACGUUGAAAAGGUUCUUUUUGGCUCAUGAUGCAGUACAGCUCAACCCUUUCCUCCAAGAUGUCUGAACGUUUUUUCAACUGGGGAAACAACAAGGGAUGUUUUGGACUUCUAUUUUUAAAGCUUUUUGGGGGGGGGGGGCUUACUGAGCCUUCUUGGAAAUCUGCUUUUAUGUCAGUUAACGGUUACUUGUUUCCUAGAGUAACAUUUGUAACAUGCCUGACCAAAUGCACAUUAGCUGCAUUUUGGCAUCUCUAGUGCCAUGUCCCAGUGUCCAUCUGUAUGAAGGCUGUUCCGUGCUUAUUCUCUGGGAUGUGGAGAAUAUUUCUUUUUCCGUAUUUAUUGAGCUAUAACAUUAAGGAGGAAUGUUACUCUCCAAAGGAUCACAAUUGCUGGAUUGUUGUCACCAAUAUGAACCUGGGAAUUGUGAAACCUUGGCAACAGGUAUUAACAUAGACAGGCAUGGAUUUAUCCUAGCUUGGCCUCGCCAGGCAGAUGUGAAUUGUUCUUGAAAAUAAUGCAGGAGCUUGGAAUUCCUUGCAAGACUUUCUAAAGUAAGAUGAACCUAUUAAUUUGGUUCCUACUUGACGAGAUGCGGGCUAAAGGCUAAUGAGAGAGCUCUUUAUUAAUACACAUUAGCAUUGUUAAGGUGGUGAUCAAGAUCAUUUACAGCUAUUUCAAUUCUUGACUGUUUCAAUAUUGUCGAAGGCCAAUGCUGAGAUAGGCCCUAUUUUAGCCAGAUGCCUUCCACCUGAGAUCUGAAGCGAUCUUCCAACAACCCAUUAUUUUUUGAAGCAAGAUACUAAUCCCACUAUUUUUGCUAUUGCAGAUACUGCAAUUUGGAUGUUGCUGAAUUGGUUUCUGUAAUAUCUUUCCCCAAAUCCAGACAUGCACCAGAUACAGUAUUGAUAUCUCUUUCUUCUGGUAUUGGGGUCUGUUUCUCCUGGUGGUGUCAGUCCUUCUACCCUAUUCCUUUGAUUCUCUCUAGGGGAGAUCAAGUCUUCUUUCAUAAAGCUAAAAAAAUAGGACAUAAUUCAGAUCUGCAAUGAGCACCCAUAAUUGUGAGAAACCCCUUGAGGAAACGACAGCUAGAAUUCCCUGUAAUUAGAGAAGACUAAUGAUUCAGGACUUGGCCCUUGGUAUUUGUAGCCACCCACGUCAGAGCCUCUAGUCAUCUGUUCAAUAACAAUCCAGUAAUAAAAUAACUUGAGCCUCUUUAAAUGAAUGCGGCCCAGUACUGGUUUCAGGUUGCUUUGCACUUCUCCGUAUAGAGUUCCUAUUUGUUCAACAUGGUUGCUAACUUUCGAAUGGUAAAAUGUUAAGCCUGGAUGUUUUUCAGUCAGUGAUUUCAUAGAGUGCUUUGAAUGCGAAACCUUGAAAUUUGUGCCAAACCUCCUGGCUGGAAUAUCAGACUAAUCUGGAAGUUUCAACACUGCGAUUUCAAGCCUGCCCUUCUCUGACCAGAACGUGGCCGCUUGAGGACUCCUUGAGCAAAUGCAUUGUUCCUGGUUCUAAGGCCUUGGUCUGUGUGCCUCAGAAAACACAUACAUGGAAUCUGCACAAAAGAGCUCGCAGGCUGCUCUGU